This is a messenger RNA of Paramecium tetraurelia, 600 nucleotides long. RefSeq lists its product as uncharacterized. The transcript has 2 exons. Lineage: Eukaryota; Ciliophora; Oligohymenophorea; Peniculida; Parameciidae. The record is from RefSeq and is a predicted model, not a curated record.
AUGCAAACAUGUGAAUAUUCUAAAAUAAGUUCAAACUCCACAGGAAUGAAUGUCACUCUUCGAGAUUUAUUAGAUUAGCCAAUUCACACCAAAACAGUCAAAGUAAUUGAAGUGUUCAUUAAUGAGGGUGAUUAUGUGUAUAAUUGUUAUAGUGCUCUUAAUGUUUAAAAUUAAGGAGAAUUAUUGGAACUUUAUAAUAGAUGGCCUGGAUAAAUCGAGGAGGUGUAUAUAAAAUAAAAUGAUUUGAUUGGAAUCGAUAGUGUGCUCUACAAUAUUCGAAGUGAUUUCAGGUAGGAUCUACAGGUUGAAUUGAUUUAGUAUGGAGUUUCUAAUAAACGCACUUAGAACAUAAGGAUAAAUAUUAUAAAAAAUAAGGAAGAGCAAAUUGCUGAAUAAGUGGAGAAUAUUCCAUUAGAUCCUAAAAUAAUAAUUGGACACAAAGAGAAUGUGUUUAAAGUAGAGAUGAAUGAUGGAAGAGUGAAUGAUAUAAAUUUUUUGGUUAUGAAAAAUCAAUACCCUCAUUUAGUAGUCUAAUAUUUAGAAAAAUUGUGAAUAGCUAUUACCAUUAUUAUAUAUGAUGAAUGCAUUUAUAAAUAAAAA